UUCAUUAAGGAAAACAAAAAUAUAUACUAGCAGUAUUAUUUUAGUUUUAUUCUUUUUUUAUUUUAUUUAAUUAAAGUCGUUAUUUUUACUCUAUUAAUUUCUCUGUCAAACUCGUACGGCUCGAUAUGCUGAUGCAGGCCAAAUUUCCGUGUAAAUACUAUCGGAUCUGAAAUGGGUUUUCUCAAUCCUAGAUUCUACUUAUAAUGAUAAUGAUAAGAGCAAUGAUAGUGUUGUGAAUCGAUUAGAUUUAAUAUAUAUAUAUAUAAAUUUUGGCUUCUCGUCCUAUUACUAUUUUUAUUUAUUUUUGGGAAUUAUGGCCCAAAUCUAACACCAUGAGGAAGAAGCUCGGUACUCGUUUCCCUGCUGCUCGGAUUAAAAAGAUAAUGCAAGCUGAUGAGGAUGUUGGAAAGAUUGCCAUGGCAGUGCCUGUUUUAGUUUCUAAAGCAUUGGAAUUAUUUUUGCAAGACCUUUGUGAUCGUACGUAUGAUAUAACCCUUCAGAGAGGAGCAAAGACUGUUAGUUCCUUGCAUUUAAAACACUGUGUUCAAAGCUAUAAUGUGUUCGAUUUUCUGAGGGAAAUUGUUAGCAAGGUUCCUGACUAUGGUCAUUCUGAUGCUGCUUCAGAGGAUCGAACCAUGCCAAAGAGAAGAAAAGCUGCAGGAGAUGACUUGAAUGAUAGUGACGAAGAGUCAAAGAGGAGUAGGAUUCAUCUGAUCAACAAUGCUAGCAGCAGUGGCAGGGGAAGAGGUAGGGGCAGAGGAAGAGGCCGUGGCAGGGGCAUUCGACUGCCAGACAGAGAGUCUUCUCUUCAUGAGGUUGAAUCUGUCCCUUGCACAUCCAUUCAGCAUUGCAGCAAACCAAACCCAAGUCCACAACUGCUGGUGGAUAACAAUUCAAAGGAAUCAUUAGAGGAGAAUAUUGAUGUUGGCGAUGGUGCCAAUCCAGCGGUUCAAAGUUCCAUCGUGAAUGCUGCCAAUCCAGCGGUUCAAAGUUCCAUUCUAAAUGCGGAUUUAGAUGUGAAUGCAGAUAGAACAGCCACAGCAGUAGUGGCCUGUGCCUCAUCAGAGGGGCCUACCGAGGUUAAUACCGAAGAGUGUCGUGACUGGUCACUUUCGGAAAUGGACAGAAUGGCCAUUGACCCUCUUCAUCUUGCACAUCUCAAUUCAAGGUUGGAUGAGGAUGAGGAAAACUAUGACGAAGAAUAAUAACUAACCAUGAUUUGAAGUUUGUGCUAGUAGAAUGCAAAUUGUUGGAUCGGAUUAGCAAGAAGCUUAUGGAGACCAUGACACGUCUACAAGGCACGAGGAUCGCUUAGUCCCCAUAGUUUUUUUUUUUUUUUUUU
Cornus florida is the source of this 1342-nucleotide messenger RNA. RefSeq lists its product as uncharacterized. Gene Ontology annotation, molecular function: protein heterodimerization activity. Gene Ontology annotation, biological process: regulation of DNA-templated transcription. The coding region runs from base 333 to 1205 and encodes 290 amino acids. The record is from RefSeq and is a predicted model, not a curated record. The transcript is spliced from 6 exons. Gene Ontology annotation, cellular component: nucleus. Lineage: Eukaryota; Viridiplantae; Streptophyta; Magnoliopsida; Cornales; Cornaceae.